Colletotrichum abscissum is the source of this 417-nucleotide messenger RNA. RefSeq lists its product as uncharacterized. NCBI's taxonomy places the organism in Eukaryota, Fungi, Ascomycota, Sordariomycetes, Glomerellales, Glomerellaceae. The record is from RefSeq and is a predicted model, not a curated record. The coding region runs from base 1 to 417 and encodes 138 amino acids. The transcript has a single exon.
AUGACGCAGCCCGCUGGCCGCCCCCCUUACCAUCUAGUGUACCUAGAAUCCCAGACACCUUCUUCGUUCCCAUACUAUGCAGUCCGCACUCACCUCAGUUACGGAGCACACACCCAUACCGGUACCCCAUGCGCUCACACGAAGAAAGACGGAAACAGUACGUACCAUCCCUGGCCAGCCACGCCUGGGACGCCUGCCGCCUGCGCUGGCUGCGCGGAUACCUCCCAUCAACAUCCCAUCCUCCACCCAUGCAAGCAACCCGCGCUCGCAGCCUUUUGGUACGAAGUACACACACACACACACACACACACACACACACACAUGCCAAACCGUUCAUGGUCUGAAUUACUUGUUGGCCCACUUCGCACCCUUGGGCGACUUGCUCCUCUAUGUACGGAUACUGGAGCUAAGGUUUGA